This is a messenger RNA of Alternaria novae-zelandiae, 2391 nucleotides long. RefSeq lists its product as uncharacterized. Gene Ontology annotation, cellular component: COG complex; Golgi apparatus. The transcript has 3 exons. The record is from RefSeq and is a predicted model, not a curated record. Bases 1 to 2391 code for a protein of 796 amino acids. Lineage: Eukaryota; Fungi; Ascomycota; Dothideomycetes; Pleosporales; Pleosporaceae. Gene Ontology annotation, biological process: intra-Golgi vesicle-mediated transport.
AUGGCGAACGAAACGCCAGACCCACGAACCUUCCAGACGUGGGAAGACGCGUUCCAAUACCCCAUCCCCGUUGUCCGCAAGCUUGAACAGCAGCUCCGCAACAAUGCCGACGACAAUCGAGAGAAGCUACGGUCGCUAGUCGGGGCAAGCUAUCGCAGUCUCCUCGACACGGCCGGUACGAUCAUCGAUAUGGAAGUACGCAUGGAGCAGGUGGAAAGUAGGCUUUCAAGAGUAGGGCAGAGCUGCAAUUCGCGGGGCCUGGACAAGAUCACAAACAACGCGGGCAAGAUGGAUACGCAUACACGAAGUCGCGAUGCGGAGCGCUAUACAUUCGCGGCCCAGCUUGCAGUCAUGCGCAAUGCGCCUGUGGUCAUGACGCGCCUCAUGAAAAGAGAAGGAUCGUAUCUGCUCAUCGCGAAAGUCCUGGUCAUCUCAAGACUACUCCACAAGUCGCUCAGUCAAUCCGACAACAAGGCGCCCAUUGUCAAUCAGCUGUGGGAGAGACUGCUGUCGGUACGGCGGAAGCUCCUCAGGAGGAUUGACAAGCGCCUCUCGAACACGAACGGCGAAACAGCCAGCCUGCUCGAAAGCAUGUGUGCCUACGCGCUCGCGACGAGUUCCACCCCGACCGAUGUCCUACACCAUUUCCAUAAGAUGCGAUUGGACAAGAUGAACAGCGAGCUGAGGGCAGGAGGCGAUGAGCUUGCGAAGCAUGGCAUUAGUGCGCUCAAGCUGUGCAUUCAGACUUGUCUCGAUACACAGACCAUCUUUCCGCGGCGCUUAGCAGAGGCACUGGCAAAACUGAAGGCACAGCCAUUGAUCCAGGACCCCGACGUCCGUGGUCUCUACGAGCUGAACCUCGAAGUACAUGAUCGGUGGUUAGGCGAUGAGGCACGGAACUACACGCCAUGGCCAAGACACGACGAGUUGCAGCGGCCGGAAGCAGAGCGGAUAAUGCACCGAUGGUCAAAGGACGCUAUUGCCGCUUUCCUCAAGGGUGUGCAAAAAGCACUAGACGGUGAAGAACGACUCAAAGAGGUUGCAGACUUGAGGCAAGAGCUGAUCGAGACCUGGAUAUUGUCUGGCUCACGAAUGGCGGGUGUUAAGUCGGCCAACGUUUUAGACGAUCUACGAGACACGAUGAACGAUAAGCUUGAGGGCAUAAUGCGAUCGCGCACACAUGGGCUACAAACUGUCGUUACCGAGCUGACGACUCGACUGGACACGGUGGCUUCAACAGACAAGGUCGUGGCACCUUCGCUAUGGGAUACCACUACCAGGGCUUCUGAUCUGAGCAACGGGGCACAAAACUUCAAGUCUGCUAUACUCAACACCUACCAAGGGCGCGAUGAGUCUGUCAUCAGCGUAACUUCUGCCUUUGACAACUGGAUGGAGUCUAUCCUGGAAGUCAAGGGUAUCGUCAAGAGCAUGAAGGAAGCACGAUGGGACGACACCUUCGCAGACGAUGUAGACGAGGAAUCCGACGAUGAGCUUGGCGGUUCGAAGCAAGCACUUCUCAGCGAUGACGAUCCAAAACUGCUCGAGGAAGCUACCCAGGAAGCCUUGAGCGAAGCCAUGCAAAACUUAAGCCGGAGCUUCAAUACUAUCGUGAAGAAGUCUGAUGGUGAGCAAUCAACACAGAAGGCCACUUUCAUGCUGCGCGUAGUCAGGGAAAUCGGCGAUCGGAUACCGCGGUUACGCCUCCAAGAUAAAGCCACACCUCUUGCGUCACCCUUUACGCUAGAGAUUCUUCAACCUUUGCAUACUACACUCGCGUUACGCGUCACGAGACCAAGCGUGGAAGCAUACAAGACAUCGCUUCAAGGUUCACUUAAAGGGAAGACGAACAGCCACAUCCUGUGGGAAGGACACCCACCACUACCGAGCCAGCCGUCACCCAGCGCUUUCAGAUUCCUGCGGGGUCUAAACAAAGACAUGGGCGCGCUGGGCAGUGAUGUAUGGGCGCCCGGCAGCGUCGAGGUCCUGAAGAGUAGCGUCGCCAAGGAAGUAGUCAAAACGGUUCAGCAGCAUCUCGACGCCAUCAGCGCGCCUACAAAAGAGCAAAGCCCUUCUUUCCAGGAGAAAGACGAAGGCAAAGAGGAAGAUGGAGCCGAAGACUCCAAAACCACGGACGAUGGGGAGAAAGCAGACGUCACCGCAUCAUUACCAGACCAUAAGGAAGCAAAAGAACAGAGAGUCAAGCAACUGCUUUUCGAUCUUCUCUACAUCCAACGCUUUGUCGGUGACACAGGUGCAGACGAUGCCAAACUCACCGCGCUGGUACAGAAAACCGACAUGGUGGACUUGGACGAGGUUGCUAUCAACAGGCUGAGGAAGAACGCGGUGGAUUAUGCGAAGAAGACGUAUCUGCUCUUCGCACUGCUCGCGUAG